UGGUGCUGUCGGUGGGAGACACCGGCCGGGGGCAGAGUCCGGUUGUGAGGGCCCAGGGCACCCCUGUGGCCCUCGGGUACACGGGACAGGAUGAGGACGACGCUGGGGGCCACCAGAACAGCCCCCAGGCGGCCUUGGGUCACAAACGCGCCACCGUGUACAACACCCAGGGUGUGGGGAGUCAGGCCCUCGGGCUCCCUGGCCCUCAGGCCAUGGGGUACGCUGGUCGGGAUCCAGACACGCCCUACUUCGACUUCUUGGAGUCACCCAACGUGACGGCCCUGCUGGGCAAAACUGCCGUCCUCAACUGUCGCGUCCGGAACAUUGGCAACAAAACGGUGUCUUGGGUGCGGCACCGCGACAUUCACCUGCUGACAGUGGGAAGGUUCACCUACACCUCGGACGAAAGGUUCUCGGCGCGUCACACCGCAGGAUCUGAAGACUGGCUCCUGAUGGUGCAUUACCUGCAGGAGAGAGACGCUGGCCCGUACGAGUGCCAGAUCUCUACCACCCCGCCCAUGAGUCAUCUCAUCCACCUGGCUGUUGUAGAGCCGGAGACGAUGAUAGUGGGAGGACCGGAUGUGUACAUCAACACAGGCAGCCGGCUGUCUCUCACUUGUACUGUCAAGUACAGUCCCGAGCCCCCAGCCUUCAUCUUCUGGUACCACGAUGACAAGCUGGUGAGCUACGAGCGGCGGCCAGGGGGCGUGGUGGUGUCGACGGAGAAGGGCGUGGUCACCACCUCCAGGUUGCUGGUGCAGUUCGCGGAGCCCCGCCACACUGGCCGCUACACCUGCGCCCCGGCCAACUCCAGGCCCAAGAGCGUCAAUGUCCACGUUAUUGCUGGAGACCAGCCAGCAGCCAUAGUGCAUGACAACAACAGCAGAGCUGCGGCCCGGCUCAGACAACACGCUGCUCUUCUGCCCUUCCUCAUGCUGCUGCUGCUCCUCCUCCCUCACUGCCUCACUGGCGAGGGGUGAGAGUUUCCUCACUACUCUCCCUGGACGCGCGCACACACACACUCACACACCUUCCUUCACACCUAUCGACAUGUAAACAAUACCACGUGCGACAUGCACCCGUAGUGUAUGUACAUGUGCGCAUGCGCUGGGAACGUAGUAAAUAUGUAGAUAUGACCAAACUGGUGCGAAUCACACGAACGUUAUUUCCAAAGCGUUGGGAUUUUUCGUUGUGUAGUGUAUGACGUCACCUGUAGUGAAGAAAAUAACAACGUCGUAAUAUCACCUGCAAAAAAAAAAGUGAGCAUCUACGUGUGACGUCACAUUGGAAAACAGUUGAAUGCCGGAAAGUGAAAUUAUCUGCUAAAGAGAAGUGAGCGUCAUGAUGUGACGUCACGUGUGAUAAACAAGUGAGCGUCAUGAUGUGACGUCACGUGUGAUAAACAAGUGAGCGUCAUGAUGUGACGUCACGUGUGAUAAACAAGUGAGCGUCAUGAUGUGACGUCACGUGUGAUAAACAAGUGAGCGUCAUGAUGUGACGUCACGUGUGAUAAACAAGUGAGCAUUCCAGUUUUAUGUCACAUGCAAAAACAAGUACAUAUCUCUUUAUGACGUCAUUGGCAAAGACAAACAAGAACAUCUUGGGUGUGAGUGUGUAUGUGAUGUCACGUCAAGAUGCAAGACAAAUCAGCUGAGGCUGUGACGUCAACCCAAGAAGUAAAUAGAGAUUCCUUGAGUGACAUCAACAGAUCUUGGCGAAACAUCAGAUGCUCUUCAUCUUGACAUAAGUGUUUCUGAGAAGGUUUGUAAUUAUCGCGUUGACACACGCUUCAUCGGACCAAGCCACUUACGAAACAUCUACAUCAUUCCUUACUCACUAGCGGCUUUGUUUACAGUUAUCAAACAGUUUACGAGCUUGGAAACUUCACAAUACAAGGUUAUUAUUGUUAUAAACAACCUCCUGGUACUUUGGAACUCGUAACCUAUUUAAUUAAUGUAAACAAAGUUGCCCUGAUUGGGGAAAGAUGUACAGGUUUCGUAACUGGUUGAUGCAUGCUGGGCGUGUCUGGUAACUCCAUUCAAGAAAACCUGGAGUUAGAAAAUGUAUGAGAAACUUUGAAAUGUGCUUUUCACAACUCUCAUUAAUUCUUUCCUUUUGCAAAAUUAAAAUAAAAUAAUUUGUUUAAAUAAAUCCAAAUUCAAUGAAUUGUAGUCUGUAUUAUCAUUAGAUUCUGAGUGCAGUUUGAAGACAGGUAAUCAAUUCAUUUGUCUCAUUCAGAUUUUGCAAAAAAGAAAUCUUCCUUCAGAAUCUCAUCUUAUUUCCGAAUUUCAUGUUUCUAUGGAAAUUAAUUUUCUUUUAAAGUUUCAUCUUCAAUUACAAUUUCAUCAUCAGGAUUAACACCAAAUGUUAAAGAUAGAUUCUUGUAAGUAUUUCCUGUCGGAAAGUUGACAUCUUGAGAGUUCCUAAGUUGAUAUCAUCAUCAUUUUUGUUAGUUUAUGCUUUCACUGUAUAUAUAUAUAUAUAUAUAUAUAUAUAUAUAUAUAUAUAUAUAUAUAUAUAUAUAUAUAUAUAUAUAUAUAUAUAUAUUCUAUUUGUUAUCAUUCAAACAUUUUGGAUAUAAGUUUCUAUUAUCGGUGUUUUUUAUUAUUUACGUAACACAAAACUUGGCUGAAAAUAUCAGUAUCAACGAAGGUUAAAAGAUUUAUAUAAAUCAGUAUCAACUAAAUGGUUAAUAAAAAUCUACAUUAUAAUUGUGCUGAAUAUUUUAAGACGAUACAACCCUUAACAACCUAUUAGAGAUGAGGAAUUAGUGGGUCAACAAUCCUGAGUCGACGACCACUCCGAGCUGUUCAGCUCCGGGUCUCAUUCUGGCAGUAUGAAUCGAUUCUAAAAUGUUAAGGUUCAGGCUAAAAGGAGUCAGUAGAGUACAGUCAUUGUGAGGUAUAAGGAGUGAUUUACGGACCUAAAGUGACCACCAUUUUUUGGAUUUUUGGAAAGAAGCCUCAUCAUCUUACCUUAGAGAGGGCAUCAUCAUCAUUUAUGUACGGUAAGAGAAAAUGUUGAUUCUAUGGUGACAGAUGUGGUGUUUACCGUAUUCGGUCGGUGUGCCCUAUUUGUUGAUUAUCCUAAGAAAGAUAAACUACACGGGUGUUCAUCCUCUUACGAAACCUGUACAUCUUCUUUCUUCAAUUAUGCUGGAAUGCUCGAUAAAUUCCUGGUCAAAGGGAUAACUUCUAAUAAUAUGAUGACUGAUAAAUACAAAUUAGAAGCUUUGUGGUUAAAUAUUCUUGAGAAUGUUCCGAAGUUAUUGAGGAAUAUGCUAAAGCAUAUGCUACUCAAGUAAGAAUAUUGCUUUUAAUAAAUCUUGUUCGGGACUGGAAAUUUUAACUUCGGCUGAAAAUUUUUCAUUUAAAAGAUUCCUAGACAUCACGUAUUUGUUUGGAAAGAGCACUAAAUUAGGCCGAAUAAAUCUGGCUGCAAGUUUAUUACCAUUUUAAAUAACUUAACCAAAAGAGAAGUUGAAAUCUGUACUAAUUAAAAUUUAAGUCUUCAGCUUGAAUAAUUUAGGACAAAAUCUCAAAUAGUAAAACUUAGUUCCAGUGAAUGUUGGUUUAUGCUAAAAUAAAAUAGUGAAUUUACCAAA
Molecule: messenger RNA, 3604 nt
Organism: Procambarus clarkii (red swamp crayfish)
Lineage: Eukaryota; Metazoa; Arthropoda; Malacostraca; Decapoda; Cambaridae
Source: RefSeq, a predicted model, not a curated record